AAAAGCUGGAAAUCAGGUACAGGGGUACAUUUUUUUUGGAGAAGUGUCAAAGUUUACAAAGUUUCCAGCGAGUUUAAUUGGUAUUUUAAUAGUAUAUUCAGACAAUGUUUUAGGCAAGAAGGUGAAAAAUAUCACUGAACCCCUGUUGAUACUUGUAAAGCACAGAUUAAUCCUCAAAAAAAAAUGUCUGCACCAGCUGAAGAACCUGCAGUAGAGGCAACUACAGAAAAUAAAUCAGCAGAUGAAAGCAACACAAAGACUGAAACAGCCAAAGACUCUGUUGACUCUGCCAACCAGAAUAACAACAAACCAAUCAAAAAGGUCAAAAGCAAGAAAGAUCUCAAAAAUGAUCCAAGUAGAUUUGAUCCACCAGGGGUGAAUUUCAAUGCAAAGUUGAUUGGUAUAGAUGAUGUUGCAAAUGCAAGGGGAGACAAGAUGUGUCAGGAAGCCAUGUAUCGUCUCAAGGUUGCUGUAAAACAGUCAGGACAGCAUAAACAGAAAGUUAUAGUCAAUGUUUCCCUAGAUGGAAUUAGAAUUAUUGAUGUCAGAACUCAUGCUACCAACCACACCCACCCAGUUCACAGGAUCUCAUUUAUUUCUCGAGAUAUAACAGAUGCGCGGGCAUUUGGAUAUGUCUAUGGAGCAGGAGAGGGAAAACACAAAUUCUUUGCAAUCAAAACAGAGAAAGCGGCUGAAGCUCUGGUUCUGACGCUGAGAGAUUUGUUUCAAGUUGUCUAUGAGCUGAAGAAACAAGAGGUGGAAGAUGCUAAACAUAAGAUAGAGGAACCAGCUCCAGAAACUACAACAGAAGUUAAAGAAAACCAGGAGCCAGUUUACCAGGAGAUUGAAGUGGUACCACGGAAUGGCAAGCCUGUAGAAAAUGGCACAGAUCCAACCUAUCAGGUACCAAGCAAUAAUCAGCCAGUACAGUCAGAGGGCCCAGACCUGCUGCAGAUGGAGACAGAAUUGGAGACAAUAGAAAGGCGUAUAGAGCAGAUAGAUACAAUGGAGGAAUUAUUCAAGGAGCUGGAAGCCCCACCAACUACUAGUCAAACUACCCCAGCAGUCCCAGCAUCUGGUGGCAGUGCCUGGGCCUCAGACCUGGCUUCACUGUCUCAGGGUAUGCCCCAGACUCAAACUCAGCCCAUGUUCUCUGUUGGAGGAGCAGCUUUCCCUGGUCAGCCCUUCCCACCUACUUCCAGUGCUCUUCCAGGAGGUGGCCAACCAUUUGGUCAGGGAGGCCAACCAUUUGGAGCUGCAGGUCAACCAUUUGGAGGUCAGCCUGCUGCUGCAGGUCAGCCAUUUGGAGGUCAGCCUGCUGGGCAGUUUGGAGCAGUUCCACAGCAACAACCAGCACCAUUUGGUCAGCCAAAUCCUUUCCAGCUCCCAAGUGUUCCACCUAGAACAGGUAUGGGAUUUCCUGGAGGGAACUUCCCAGGUACAGGAAACUUUCCUCCUACUCCGUUCCCUGGUACCCAGCAACAAGGACCAGCUUUCCCUGGUGUCCCACCUAGGCCUGGUGCCCAGCCUGCUGUUUCUAUUACUCCAGCAAAUGAUCCAUUUGGAAGUGACCCAUUUGCCAGCAACAGUGCAUUUGAAGAGGGUGUUCUUGAGCCAGCAAGGCUAGAAACUAUGAAAGAAGAGUCACAGGUCACCAAUUCUGGGAAGGUUGAUGUGUUUGGAGACCUUGUCAAUAUUGGCGGGAAAACUAAAGCAUCAACACCAAAGGAUAUGUUUGCAGAACUAGCGGCACCUGAGAAGAAGUCAUUGAAUGAGCUGAAAGUUGAUAAAUCUCCAUCACCCAAGCCGGCCUCACCUGUCGGGUUUCAGGCAAGUGGGGAUCCUGCAUCCGCUGCACCUGACCCCUUUGGAAAUACGGAAAAUCCCUUUGGCACGUCCGAUCCUUUUGCAAAUGAUCCCUUUGCCAGCAAUAGUAUUGGAACAAGUCAACCUACUGCACAACCCAGCACGCAUCAAGAUGCUUUAUUUGGCGGCAACUUUUUUGGUGAUGCUAAUGAUGAUGAUGAUGCAUUUAAUAUACCCCUUCCGCAGGGACCACCUCCACCUCUUCCUGAAAAUAUUGCUAGUCAAAACCUGAACCUUAACCCCUCAUCUGGACCUCUUCCACCUCCUAGACCUUCUGUGGAUACACCCCCUCUGCCUGUUCAUAAUCCACCCCUACCUCCACGCCCAAAAUCAACAAGCUCUGAUAGCACUAAAAGUACUAGCAGUUUGAAUUCAUUAACAGAACCUCAAAAUGUGAGUCAACAGUCAACACCCCCUCUUCCACCAAGGCCAAAAUCAAACAUUGACACAAAGGUUGUGCCUAGGCCAAGACCUAGAGCUUCAUUAUUGAAAAAUUCGCCUAACGCGGCAACUUUGUCUUUAACAAAAUCUGACAAUACUCAUACUGAUAAAGCUCAAACUGUGAAACCAACAAAAACUGUGAUAAACAGAGAAAGUGACUCAAUUAAUGAAAAUGCAGUUAACUGUGUUAAAUCAAAUGAUAGUGAUAAAAACAUUGAACAAAAACAAAAAAUCUCACAAAGUGCCAUUAAAGACAAAACUGUACAGAAAGAAUCUCAUAAAAAUGUGACUUCAGAUACUCCAGAGAUUAUGCAUAGAACUUCUUCUACUGUGGCAGACCCUUUUAUAUCUACAGACCCUUUUGCUUCAGAAGACCCAUUUAUGCAAUCUGACCCUUUUGCAAAUGACCCGUUUGCAUCAGAUCCUUUUGCAGACAAUACACAACCUGCUAGCAAAGAUGAUCCUUUUACCACUGUAGUCACCAGUCCACACGCACACACUGAGGCUGAUCCAUUUUCUGUGUUCGACAACACUUUGUCAAAUGAUUCAGCUUUUAAAUUUGAAAGAUCUUCAUCGAAAAAAGGGAAAGUAAAGAUUUCUGGAAAGAAGCAAUCUUGGUUAAAAGCCAAUGAUCCAUUUGGUAUGCCACAAGCUUUUAAAUGAGACAAAUGAUCUUCAAUGAACGACAUGGCCAAAGAUGUACAAGACUUGUUUACAACGUUACAGCUUGGUGAAACAACUGGAGUGAUUAUUUCUAAAAUACAGUAUGGAUUGGAUUUUCUUUGAAGCAUUUCAUACCAUGUGAUUAAUGAUAUAAAUUUAGAUAGAAAUUGGAACUUGAAACAUGACCCUUAUACAGAUUCUCUACAGAAAUUUUGAAAAUAUGGCUUGUAACAACCGAGUUCAUUACUAUAUGGAGGGAACAUCAUUGUGGUUGUUUUUAGUAUAACUUGGACUAAAAAAACUUUGUAACUCUAGACCGAUAGACAGCUUGUAAUACUGUAGUAGGGUAGAGUAUCUUAACAGAAAUUUUAAACAUAGAUGUUUGAUACACUCUCAACUAAGCACCUACUGAUAGGUCAUUAACGGGGCUUUAGACUCUCUACAUAGAAAGUAAUAAAUGAAACUCCUUACACCAACAACCUUCCGACAUAAAAAGUAAUAAAUACACUUUAUUUGAUAAAGUGAGCAUUUUUCUACAUGUUUAUGGUGUAUUGGAACUUGACUAUUAUGGACAUCUACAUAGUGGUAUUGUAGUGCAGUCUAAAACUUAUAUUUCUGAUGCAUAUUUAACAAUGUGAUGAUUUUCAACUGUUAACCUGUCAUAUACUAUUAUCCACAUAUAUAAUAUUAGGAUCUCUGUCAAGGAUUUACUGAACAUAUUAUUGGUAUUCUAACAAAUUUGAAGUAAGAAAGUGACCUGGAAGUUUUAAGACAGACUUAGUUAUUGAAAUUUCACCAUUAAAAGAAUGUUUUUGAGACCAGACAUUUUUGUGACUAGUGAUAUUUACUAGCGGCACAACUUCAUUUUCAAGGCAGCUUAGUUAACAUUUCAAAAGCUUUUCUUAUAUCAUAUCAGGAUUUAUAUAUUACCCCGAGUUCAGUGUUGGACUGUCCAGGGCAAACCAUUUAGUCUUCCAUUACUGUUGUAUGUAUGCUUUGGUGCUUUGGAAUUAAUAUCCAGAUCAUUUAUAAGCUUGUACAUGAAUUUUUAUUAACCUUGUGGCAUAUUAUAAAAAAUCUAAUAUCUUUGUUUAGUCAGUACUUUCAGGAAUGUGUUUACUUGUGAAUUUCAGUUUUGUAAUUAUAUCUAUAAAUAUAUAUGUAUUUUGUAACCGUCAGAAUAUUCUGACUGCCUUGUAUUCUAUAUGUUUGGUACCGGUACUCUUUUAUAAAAGGUAUAUCAUAUAAGUACUAUACAAUGUAUCUUGUGUUUCUUAUCUGUCAAAGUGCUGUUAGGGUACCCAUUUCUGCUUUCUAGGCACUGCUUGCUAAAACUGUAAAUAUUGCUUUACAGGCUACUAAUUGAUACUAUAUUCAUAAUAGAAAGAGAUCAGUUGUGAAAUUAUUAACGUUUUUUGAUAUUCAGGUUAGUGGGGUGGGUUGCGAAAUCAUAAAAGAUAUUUGUGGACUCAAAAUGGUGAUUUUCUUAAGGUGGUACAUAUUAACACAUUUGAUUUUUCAUUCUCACUCUAUGUAUUGUAUAUUUUUGUGUGUUCACAAUUUGUGAAAAGUAAAACAGUCAUAUUAAGCCAGGUUACAUCUUCAUGUAAACCUUAAAUUUUUCCCCAUAUAUGUAAUUGAAAUCAUAGUUUUUUUGCAAAAUUAUCAAAAAUGUCUGAACUUACAUUUGUAGCAAAAAUUAAGGUUGUAAAUACAUGUUUCUGAUUUUACUGCUACACGUUAUAUUGUGUUUCCAGCCGUUCUGGUUUGAAUGUAGAAGUUGACGUUUUAUGUAUAAAUAGUUAAUGGCCAAAAAUUGUUAAUGUUUUUGUUUAGUCUUCCAUUAGUUGCAAUAUUGUUAGGGGUUUGUUAGUGACUUGGGUAUUUUUAUCAGAAAACCAAAUCUUAUUUGUAGAUGUAGAUGUUUGUUGGUACACACCUGUUGGUAUUGUUACAUACAAUGUUACAGCUUUAUAAUGAAGAAAAUACUGCUCAGUACUUGUGCUUAUAUGCAGUAUAAAAUUAUAACACAAUUGAAUGUUGUCCUGAUCAGUUUAUAAACUUGCACCAUUUAGGUAGAUUACUAAAACUCGUGUUUAUUAAGGUUUAGGAGUAUAUCACCAAAACACAGAAAUAUUUUAUAAACGAAUAACAUCGUUAUCAAUAUUUUACCUGACCAUUACAUGUUCUGCCGUACUGUCCCGUACUGAAAAUAUUCUGAAAAAGUUGUCCCCCUUUGAAAAUGAAUGCCAUUUGUAAAGAAAUAAAAAUAAACAAUCGCUGAAAACUGUGUUCCACCUAGUUAUGUGAAAUUUCAACACUCGCACGGUAUUACAAAUGCAUCAAAACAAACAUGUGUAACAGUUCCUUGAAAAUGGUGAGUUUUUAAAAGCGCUUGACUGUCAGGAAGUGGGGCCUGUUUAAACAGUUCUUUUUUUCGGAAUUCAAUGCUUAUAUCAGUAUAUUGACACUUGUUUUGUAGAGUAAUAUAAGUAAUAUACACGCUAUCAUUACAAAAACAACAACACAAGUGUCGGUAUACUAAUAUAAACAUUAAAUUCCGAAAAAACGACUGUCUAAAUGGGACCCACUUCCGGGCAGUGAAACGCCUUCAAAAAUUCACCAUUUUCAAAGAACUGUUACACAUGUUAGUUUUGAUUCAUUUGCAGUCGGAUGCGAGUGUUGAAAUUUCACAUAAUUAAGUGGAACACAGUUUUCAGCAAUUGUUUAUUUUUAUUUCUUUACAAAUGGCAUUCAUUUUCAAAGGGGGACAACUUUUUCAGAAUAUUUUCAGUACGGGACAGUACGGCAGAACAUGUAAUGGUCAGGUAAAAUAUUGGUAACGAUGUUAUUCGUUUAUAAAAUAUUUCUGUGUUUUGGUGAUAUACUCCUAAACCUUAACUCCCAUCAUUAUUUUCGUAGAUUCCAUAAAGAGAUGGGAACAUAUAUUCCAUAAAGAGAUGGGAACAUAUAUUCCAUAAAGAGAUGGAAACAUAAAGAGAUGGAAACAUAUAUUCCAUAAAGAGAUGGGACCAUAUAUUCCAUAAAGAGAUGGGACCAUAUAUUCCAUAAAGAGAUGGGAACAUAUAUUCCAUAAAGAGAUGGGACUGUUUUCAGAUAACAGUUACAGUUGCAUUUUUUUCCACCAGUUUUGCCGCUUAUUUGGUGUAGAAGAAAUGGCUUUUUUUUCAAUUAUGAUCAAAAUGAAAUUUAUAAUGUUAUUCAAUACCUAAGUUGUGUAACUGCAAAGACAUUUAGGUAUUUUAAGUUUUCAACAAACUGCUGAGAAACUUUCCCACAAUUUUACAGUUGAUGUUGAAAAUACUCUCAGACCUUACAUAUUUCCGUUAUGUACUCUUACAUUAUUUUUGUCUUCAAUUUUAUAUCCUUAUUUAGUCAUAUAUGUAUUUUCAGUUUAGUAUAAUAUGUACAUGUACUUUUGAUGGCCUAAAACAAAGAUGGCAUUUUUACGUGCAAUAGAUCAGUUAAAUAAAACCCAACUUACAAAAUGCUCAUUUUUUAGGUUCUAGCUGCUAGUGUAUAUUUAUAGCAAUACUAAGUAUUAUUUUGACGUAUUAUUUAUGUUACAUCUAUAAUUACAGUUGAAUGUGUGAUCAGAAUUAUGUUGUUAAGUGUGCUUAUUACAUUGCUAGAUUUUAUUUCAUGAUUGACUUAUUUAUAUUUUAAUUCUGUUAAUGACAAAUAAAUCAUAUUGAUUUUUA
Mercenaria mercenaria is the source of this 6692-nucleotide messenger RNA. RefSeq names its product disabled homolog 1-like. Bases 184 to 2970 code for a protein of 928 amino acids. NCBI's taxonomy places the organism in Eukaryota, Metazoa, Mollusca, Bivalvia, Venerida, Veneridae. The record is from RefSeq and is a predicted model, not a curated record. The transcript has 14 exons.